AGGAAGUGGCCACGCAAGCUACCGGAACCAUAACAUGGCUAUUUAGUUAUACUCUUCUUUCUGUCGUCUCACAUGUCACUUUUUAAGUAUUGCGUCAUGAUAGCGUGUUGUUAGUUUCACCCAGCAGUUGUUAAUAAUGUAAAAUAUUUUACUUAUCGCGUUUUAAAACAUGUCGCUCGCCGCCGUUCAAGCUAACGAGCUAGCUUGCAUGUGGCUGCUGUGCGAUGAUCAUUCGAGUCACCCUGCAACGUGACUACAAGAUGCCGCAAACGGUGGCGAAACUGCUUUGAAAUCAUAAUGUGACUCCCGAGAACACUGGUCAGGUUCCCCCCGUUGUAGUCUUAGUUUUUAAAUUUGAUUUAGCAUGCCUCGUUUAGAAGAGUUGGCCAACGUCGCCCUCAGGGUGCCCAGCAUCCUGGCCCUGGACCUGCUCUACAAGUGUGACAUCGAAGGCUUAACGGAGCACCUCAAGGCCAAAAACGAAGACAUGCUCUUCAAAUAUAAAUAUGUCAUCUGGAACAUGUAUUACCUUGGUCAUGUGAUCAAUGCGGUGGUUCUGGUACUGCCAUUGCGACACAUCGUGACGCUCUACCUCCACAUCCUGGCCGCCAUGCUGCUCUACAUGGGCCAUCAGAUAUCCAUGGAGUAUAUCCGCGAGGAGCUGCAGUCUGGUUAUGAAGGAGCAGUGUACCUUGAUUCUUUGGCCUUCAACAGAUUUGUUUCUGCGCUGACAAGUCAGAUCAUUCUCAGCACGCUGUGUGCCUUCCUGAUGAAGACCAGAAAGGUGUGGCUGUUCUCUGCUCAUGUCCUCCCCCUGCUGGCCAGACUGUGCACUGCUGCUCCCUCUAGGCUGCUAACGGUCAACAUUUUCUCCACGGGACUGACAGGAGCCAGCAUUGGCGUCUUCCUCCUGGCCAACCUCUUUGUGCCAUAUCGCCUCGCCAAGGCUGCAUAUUCACAAUUCCUUCAGCUGGAGGUGAUUGAGCUAUACAGGCUUCUGGCGGUGGGAAUCUCCCUGUGGAACCAGUUCGCAGUCCCGGUGCUCUUCAGCGUCUUCUGGUUUGUCCUCUUCGUCGUCCACCUGUGCUCCGACGCCAUGUCUGGCUCCGCCUCCACCUUGCAUCAGGGCAUCAUGUUCUUCCUGCUCACCAGUGUUUCGGAAUGUUGUGCCACACCGUACUCCCUCCUGGGUCUGACUUUUGUGGUGUCCUACCUGGCUCUCGGACUGCUCAACCUAUGCAAGUUCUACCUGGGGGGCUACGCUGCUGUGCAGAAUGAGAACGUCAUGCACAGAGGAGUGACCGAGGGCGUCACCCUGCUCCUCCUCGCCCUCCAGACGGGCCUGCUGGACAUGCAGGCAAUGCAGCGCACCUUCCUCCUCAGCAUCAUCCUCUUCAUUGUGGUUACGUCCACGCUGCAGUCCAUGAUUGAGAUAACCGACCCGGUGAUCCUCGCCCUGGGCGCGUCCCGCAACAGGAGUUUCUGGAGACACUUGCGUGGCCUCAGCAUGUGUUUUCUUUUGCUGGUGUUCCCAGUCUUCAUGGCUUAUAAAAUUUCCCAGUUCUUCCAUAUGGACUUUUGGCUCCUAAUUUUGGUGUCCAGCUGCAUGCUCACAUCCCUUCAGGUUACGGGCACGCUGCUAAUCUACUCGCUCUUCAUGGUGGAGCUCUUCCGCAGUGACCCCAUCGAGAACCUGGACGAGGUGAUUUACUGGGUGAACGCCAUCAGCCGGGUGCUGGAGUUCUUGGUGGCACUGUGCGUGGUGGCAUACGGCACAUGGGAGUCGCUGUUCGGCGAGUGGAGCUGGAUGGGCGCCUCGGUCAUCAUCAUCCACUCCUACUUCAACGUCUGGCUGCGCGCUCAGUCGGGCUGGAGGAGCUUCCUGCUGAGACAGGAAGCGGCCAAGAAGAUCAAAUCCCUGCCCACAGCCACAGCUCAGCAGCUGCAGCAGCACAACGAUGUCUGCGCCAUCUGCUUCCAGGAGAUGAGCGCCGCCGUCAUCACGUACUGCGGUCACUUCUUCCACGGGAACUGCCUCCGCAAGUGGCUCUAUGUGCAGGAGACCUGCCCCAUGUGCCACCAAACGGUCCAACCCACGCCGCAAGCAAAUUACAGCCAGGCCUCCGCCGGUGGUCCGUCAGCGGCUGCUCCUCAGACGGACUCUGCUCCUUUGGAGGAAGAACUAAACACGGACAACUGUGAGGAUAAGCCCAGUGGUAAUGAUGAAGGUGAUGAUGCUCCUGUCGAGCUGCUGGAGGAAGAUGACAACAUGGCAGCAAAUGACUCUGACAAGGAGGCAGUCCAGGGUCUUUUUUUUAGUUCCAGUGGAGACUUGGUGGGCUUUGUUGACCCUGUGUCCAACUGCCCCUCUAGGGGCUCCUCUGGCUUAAGACCACCAGCUCAGAAAGAGGACAGCUCUCAGAAUUGCGAGGACACUUGCAUCGAGUCACCACUGAGAAGCCAUCAGUCAACAGCAGACACAAAUCCCUGUGACAGCCUCUAUGGUGACCACCACCACACAUCUGUCCAAUCAUGUCCAGACAGCUCAGAGCUGUUAGACUCUGCAGACAGUGCUCAUGGACACAACUGCACACAUUCACAACUGGACCCGGGGAAGCUCUGAUGGACACAGAACCCGCAUCUUCAGUUCCUGGCACAUGUAUUAUUUUUUUAAAAACGUCUAUUUUUCUAUCCGUUUUAGCCUUUUGUCCACAAACGAUAAGCUUUCUUUCAGUUUGUUUUUUUUUUAUGUGACAUGAACAGUUUUCUUUGGUUUUGAUACCAACUUACCCAAGACCGAAGGGGAGAAGUUUUGUUUUGAUCUUCAUUGCUUUGGUUAUAAUAUUUUUAAAAAUACACAACUGAUUCCCACAAAAUGGGAUGUCUGUACCACGGAAGGAUUUUUUUGGUGAAGACAUGGAUGAAAGUGUGCAUACAGGAAUCUAGUUUCUUGCAAAAUGGUAGAGUCGUGUCUGUCCGACAAGGACAUCUUAUGUCUUUCUCUAUGAACCAGGAAGUAAGACGCUCGAAAAGAAAAGGACUGAUUAACCAAUACUAUGCUUUUCUAUUCAAAUUUGUUGUAGGACUUUUUUUUUUUGUUUUGCUACUCGAGUCAAAAAUUGUACAGUCCUGUCCUCUUACGUCUCUCAUUUGCUAACAUACGGAAGGCUAAAUCAACCUCGCUGGAGGUCUGCGCUCUACUGAAGGCCGUUGUAGGUUAUUGUUGGGUAUGAUCCGUUUUUGUGAUUGCACCUUUUCCAGGGAUUCCUGUUUAGCUAACACGGGAGAAAUAGAUAUUUUUAAUAACAAUACUGAUGCAUUCAUGGACAUAAAUACAAUGUUCCCUCGUUUAUCGUGGGCGAUGGGUUGCCAAAAUAGCCCACAAUAAGUGAAAUCCACAAAGUAGCCAACUUGAUUUUUUUUUUCCCCUGUCCAUACACUUUUCUUAUACAGACAAUAACAUUUUCUCACAUUUCUCUCUUGUUUAAACACUCUCAAAGUUCAAACCUUUGUUUGAACUUUAAUGAUUAACACAAGAAAGUAUAAAGUCACUCACGUAUAUUUCACUCCUGUGACCGUGCCUUUUCGGCCUGGCGCCGCUCCACUGUACUGUUUUUGUAUCCUUGUGAAAACAUAUUGCUGUAGGCCAACCGAAGAUUCAUUUGAAAGCUAGCAUGACACAGGAGACAUGGCAGCACGAACGAGAUUGAUUGACAAUGGUCGACAGCCAAUCAGGACGUAGAAAACAAUCGGCGGUGCCGACAAACCAGAGAGAUGGAAGAGAUAGACACUCAACUUCCCACGAUGCAAUUCUUCUUAAAGGGCCAGGCUGGGCCUGUAACAGUGUUUAUGCGCUGAAAUUAAAAAAAAAAAAAAAAAAAAGAAACAUAAAAAAAAAUCCGCGAUUCCGCAAAAGGUGAACCGUGAUAGAGCGAAGGAACGCUGUAUUACCACUUGGUUAGAAGGUGACGCAAUCCAGCCAAAAUAGGAGAUUUUAAAUGUUUACUAUCAAAAUGUUAACACCCCCAGUCAGUCAGUGCCUUGAGGGGUAGAAAAGGGGACCCCCACAACACACACACACACACACACACACACACACAUACAGAAAGACACACUUCCAAGGAAAUUAAGCACAUUUGCCUUCUCUCCGGUCAAAAUACACUUAUGAAUGUGCUUGAGUGUAUUUAGCAAAACAAUUGUCAGGUCCUGAAUUUGGUGUGCUGGUACAACUGUACAUAAAUCAACUGUAAAAGAUGAAAUGUAAAUGUAGAGCAUCUCUGUUAAGUUAAUUCUAGCAGGUUCCGAUUAAACGUAGGAGCAAACUACUGUACUUUAGUUUCUGCUGGUAGUUUUCAUUCAUUUGUCACGUUUUUAGACAAAUGUGACAAAAAGCAUUUUAUUUAUUGAUCAGGCUUUUGUACUGCCAAUAGCACUAUUGCAAUAUUCGGAACAAGUUGCUGUCUUGUUUUCAUGGCAUUAAACACAUAAAAGGUACAAUAAAUCUAUUGUAAACGCAAUAUAUCAGAGUUAAGUGUGUGGAGUUAAGUUAUUCCUAUGUUCCAAAACAGUAGAUUCCUGCAAAUAAGUACCGUAAAGCACCAUGUAUAAACCGCACCCGUGUAUUAACCGCACCCCCAUUUUCAGGCUCACGGAGGGGGGAAAAAAAAUUUUUAGUUCAUAAACGCUUGCCAACUCUUUCAUCUCAAAUCAACAUGCGUAAAGGUACUAAGCAAUUUCAAAAAGAAGAAGAAAGGAGAAAUCUGAACUUCAGCAUGUAGAUCUUUAAUAUUAUGGCUAAGAACAGAUUAAUAAUAAUAAUAAUAAACAAUCAAAAUAAAGAAAUUUGCAAUUUUCA
Dunckerocampus dactyliophorus (ringed pipefish) is the source of this 4855-nucleotide messenger RNA. Its product is annotated as RING finger protein 145. Gene Ontology annotation, molecular function: zinc ion binding; ubiquitin protein ligase activity. Lineage: Eukaryota; Metazoa; Chordata; Actinopteri; Syngnathiformes; Syngnathidae. Bases 365 to 2623 code for a protein of 752 amino acids. The transcript is spliced from 11 exons. Gene Ontology annotation, cellular component: endomembrane system; endoplasmic reticulum. The record is from RefSeq and is a predicted model, not a curated record.